AUUUUUGUGGUUGUGCUGUUUGUUUUUAGUAAUUUAAUGGUUAAUGACUUUGAUUAAUUUAUAAAUAUUAACAAGCUUGGCGGUUUUUGAGGAAUUGAAUGUUUUUUAACGAAUGUCUGAAAGUUUUUUAAGUCUAGUAUAAUGUCGGAUCGAUAUAUGCGUGAUGUUUUGCGGCUGGCGGUGGCACAAGUUUGUCUUACAAUUGGCUAUCAUGUUAUUCAAGGAACUCCCCUUGAGUUACUGCAAGAUAUAUUACAUAAAUUUCUUAAAGAGUUUGCGCGGGACUUAAAGCGGCAGGUUGAACAUUAUAAUCGAACAGAAGCAAAUAUGGAUGACACGUUUAUUACAUUAAGGAACUUGGAUAUUAAUAUCAAUGAAUUAUUGGAUUAUAUGUAUAAUGUUGAACCAGUGCAAUUAGCAAUUGAUUUACCAAAGUUUCCUGCACAUAAGAAUACAAAUCUUAAUUUUUUAAAGCCUGGAAGUAAGGAGGUACUUAUACGCCCAGUGCAUAUAUAUGAAUAUCUUCCCCCUAUGCUACAAUCUAAUUCUUCGACCUAUAAAUUGAUUUCGAAUAGUUUGACUAUCCAAGUACCUAAAAGCUUAGAACGAUACCAGAUUACAUGUGGAAAUUCUGUGGGUGCUCCUAUGGUUUCAAAUAAGCGAUUGUUGGAGUCUAUGUCCGGCUCUGAACUCUCCACGGUUUGCUUAAAAACUCCGGCUAGUUGCACUCUUAUUCUUGACGAUGAAGGACGGCCAACCAGAGAAAUAAGCAGUGUUGUUAUGACGACUGGAGGAUUUAUAUCGCCUGCCAUUGAGGGCAAAGUUGCAGAUACUUUAAUACCAAAAUUUGUUGAAAAACUUCUGGGAUUGGAUUCCCCCCCAGCCCUCUCACCUCCUCCAACACCAAUUGGUGAAAUGAACCGUGCUAAAGACCGUAAACAGCACGGCAAUGAUACUGUUAUUGGCUGUUCAUCGCAGUCUGAUAAAAUGUCUACAAUUAGAACUCAGCUACUGGAAGGUGACAGGCGAAGCAUUUGUUUGGGAUCACACUCCAAGGAGUGUUUAACAAAUAGAAGCGCUGCAGUGUCUGAUAUAGUGAACUCAAUUGUUCCCAAGAAGUCAGUGCAAAGUCAUAUAACUCAACAUGUUAUGCAAGUGCCCACGCUUGCUUCAAAGUUGCUAAAGAAAGCUAAGAAGAAAAAUGUGCUGAACUUUCAAAAUUCUUUAACAAGCAAUCCUAAUGGACCGGAGCAAUAUAAUGCCGAAGCUACAUUCGUUUCAUAUAGAGCAGCGGCAACGGAAAAAACUCAACGUAAAAGUAAAAAGAACGUGCAAAAGAUGUUUAAAACGGAAAUAGACCCGUCGGCAAUGUCCUCCGACUAUUCUAAUACUGUCCUUCAGCGACUGAAAAUAGAAAAGUUCAUAAAAAAGCAAUCAAAAUACCAAAAGAAAUUAUUGCAUAGACAAAAAAAUAGCAACCAGACGAAAAACAACUCGAAUACAAGUUUAACUACGAUAUCUCAAAAUGAAUUAUCUUUACCAAUAUCUGAUCCGCAAUUACCAACAGAUGUACCGUUUAUGGAGGAUAGUAUUCCCGUUCGUGUUUCGCACGAAGGGGCACAAACAUGCUUGACCACACAUUUUUCGCUAAGUCCACAACCAAGUCCUGCACCGCAGUCAAUAAUGCAAGACAAUAUUUCAAAUGAUGACUCCAGAAAUAUUAAUGAAGUGGGCAUUGGUAACACACAAAUGCCAGCAAUAGUAACCCUAUCUUAUGAUAAAAGAUCCUUACCAGGUGCCAAAUUAUCGGCAGAGCUUGAUAGAAACAAAUUAAAUAUUUUCAAAAAAAUCUCUAAACCAAAAACACAAAAAUCUCCAAAUAUAAAUCAUAUAACUAAUAAUAAUGGUCAUCUAAUUAGUUUGCCUUGUGGAACUACUAUCACGCCAGCUCCAACAACUUCGAAACGCCUGAUAUUUGCUGAAGGAAGUUUAGUUAGCACUGAACUAACUGAAAACUCAUUGAAUGCGUUGUUAAAUUGUGAUUUUAGAGGCUCAUUGGACUUGUCGAACAGUUCUUCUCCGGGGGAUAUUAAGCCUAACGUUUUAAGUAAUACAAGUUCGCAUGUUGAAGGACUGAAUAAACCUAAAAAACGCGGCCGCAAGCCGGGAAGCAAGAAUUUGCCGAAACCAGCAAUGGUAACACCUAAAAACAUCACCGAUAUAGCACAUUCGCCGAAAGUAAAAAAAUUUAAAAAUUUUAAAUACGACUAUUCCUAUCCCCUUUUAUUUGAAAACGCAAAUUUGGUGUCAGAUAAAAUGAAUACUGGUAUUGCAUCAAAUAAUCUUAUUCCGAAUAUAUCCCAUGGAGAAUAUGUAGGUACAUCGGAUCUUGCAGCAAAAUAUAAUCGAAAAGAACGAAAAAAAACGAAAUCGAAAAGCCUGACCUUGAAUAUGUCGACUGAAUCAAACCUGUUCAAAACUGAUGCAGAAGGUCCCUCGAAGGAAGAAGUUAACACUAUAAACAAAAAACUAAUGCGCAUGGACACUGUUUUAGAAUCAUUGGGAACGCUUAAUCAAGAACCAAUAGAAACAGAUAUUGAUAUUACAAAAUCACAUAUAACAAAAUCUUCAUCUUAUAAGUCAUCAACGUCCAAGAAGCGAUCAUCUUCUCAGGGGUCCCUUCUGCAACAGCCGGAUUCCAACUUAAUACCCAUUUUGCCUUCUAGUAAAUUUUUGCCCGCGGCUGGGCUUGUUAAAAUGCCUGAUUUACUCAAGCUUUGCCCUUUUCCGCCAGGACCAGGACUUAUACCUCCUACGGCACAAAAUUUAUUGUUUCCUCGUUUACGUCCAUCAAUUCCAUUAACUUUACCGAACUUUCAACCGUAUGGAGUUAUCAAGCCCAUAAACCCAGAAUCUCCCCCUAAUUAUCUGGAUCCUUUUUUAUCACAACGGAGUGCAGAACGUAACUAUUGCAGUGUACCACCGUUUGUUCCCGAAUCGAUGAAAUUGGCACCAAUAUCUGAAAUAAAAAAGUCAGAAAGAGACUGUCCAAGAACUUCUAAAUUUCAGCAGUCGAAUACCGAAGGUGAAAAAAUUCCAAAAACACCUGAUACUUGGGAAACACAUGAAAAGACAACACCAACACCGACAGGUGGUAUUCCGAUCAAAGCAUGCGAGCCUCACUUGCAAAGUGAGCUUCCUAUAAAAUCUCCAAAUGCAAGUACAGAAAAUCAACCCUUUUCUGGUGGUAUGUUUUCGCCAAAUACAUCGCCUAACACAGCUUUAGUAAAAUCUUCUAUAGUUACACCAAUGUUAAAUACAGAUGAUCCUAUCGAGCUUUCCGAUGAUUCAGUUGACUGCUCGUCAACAACAGUGCUUGAUAUGCUAUCUUCAAAUAAUCGUAAAGAAUUAAAUCUUCUUUUUCCUCAAAUGGAAGAUUACAUGUCUAUAUCAAAUGACCCAACGAGUUGUCGAGAUCAAAAGAAGUCAAAAAAGACUAAUAAAUUUAUUAAGAAUUCGAAAAAUAAAAUCUCUAUUCCAACGGAUAAUCUACCUCAAUUAGAUCUGCUAAGUACGGAGAAAGGUGGCGUUGGUAAAUUAGCAGGUGGAUCCGAUUUAAUACCUCUUAUAUCAACUGGUUCGGCAUAUUCUGCGAAAACCAUACCCUCAACAAGUUUAACAGCAACCGUCGCAUCUUCAUUCUCUUUAUCAAAAUCAGACAUUUACCCAUCUAAUGCAUUUGAGAAUUCGUUAUCAUCUACAAACAUAGAAGGUAACGAGGUUUUUUCCUUAAAUAUGGAACUACUAAGAAAAAAGAAAGAUCAUAAAAGAUUAAAAAAGUUGAAAGAGGACAAAGUGAAAAAGAAAAAGGAUAAGAGGUCUAAAAACAGAGAGCGCUUGGAUCAUCCUGAUAAGGGUCUACAUUGGAGCGAAAAGAGUUGUAAAGAUAAACUUAAAGAAGCCUUACAUUGUAAUGAAGAUCAGCAGGAAAUUAAGAAAGAUUUAUUGAAAAAGCUGAAGAAAGAUAAAAAAAAAAAAUAUAAGCAGCUGAUCAAGGAUUCUAUCGAACAGGCCAACAUAACGCAAGUUAUGGAUUCAAUUGAAAUGGGUGGCGUUACCAAAUCUACUAACACUGUGUUUUUGUUUGGUGGUGCGUUACAAAAUAUACCGAAUAUAACUAGUUCGACACAAACGUUUGUACCGAAACUAACCCUUAAACUUAACUGCUCACAAUCGCCUACCCCGGUUGACGACAUUGUACAAAAGAAUUCUUCUUUGAUAACUUCAAUUGCUGCCAAUGAAUAUCGAAGAAAGAAAGAGCCAUCGCCGGAGCUGGCAAGAAUUUCGCCAUUAAUAACUCGACCUCCAAAACAAAAAUUUGGUAUUGCCGAAACUUUAACGUCAUCCAUGAAUAUAAAUCAAAGCGCUUCAAUAAGUGCAAUUGCUAGCAAUACCAACAAUUCAGUAGUAGAAAAAAAUGUUAAUGCCUUGAUAACACCAAAAAAUUCGAACGUGCAUUCCAUCGCCCCUCCCCCUAGUCCUUGGUCGUCAGGUGGCACAAUAUCAGCAAGUUCAGUUUUGCUCCCACAGCAAUUAUUGCAAUCUUCAAAGAUCCAGGAGCAACUAAGUCACAACAGUAGUGCAGAUGGUGGGCUAAUUUUAAACGCAACUACCGCUUCUCGUCAGUUUUCCUCCGCCGAUCAUCAAAGUCCUGUUCCUUUGAUUUCAGAGACAAGCCGUCCGUCAUCGUAUAUCGAUGCUGAGGGUAAUCGAGUGUGGAUUUGCCCUGCAUGUGGCAAAGUUGAUGACGGCUCUCCCAUGAUUGGCUGUGAUGGCUGUGAUGCCUGGUACCAUUGGAUAUGCGUUGGAAUAUCUGUUGCCCCGAAAGAUAAUGAAGACUGGUUUUGUCGCGUUUGCAUAACCCGCAAGAAAGGUGUCCAUGCCACUGACAAAAAACGAAAACGGAAUAAAAAAAAGUAAAUGUCAGUUUUGAGUAAUUAAUCUCAAAUUUUCACUCAAAUUUCACAAGUAGUAUUAGUAUUAUCACAUCAAUUUAAAAAAAAAAUGUUUCAAAGCCUUUAAUAAUCUAUACCAAACAUAAAUUAGUGGUUUAUUUCCUUCAUGUUCUAAUUUCCAUUAAUUUGAUUUUGUUGUGUGCUUUUUUGCAAUUGAAAAAUUCAUCGUUAUUAAAUUUGUGUGCAUUUUAUAUAUAAAACGGAGGAUUAUGGUUCAAAUACACCAAGUAAUGCUUGCAAGUAUAUUCAUAGGGAAUCAGGACUGACUUCAAUUUAAUUACUUACUCAUCAUCUAUUUAAUUUCUCCGCAUGCUGCCACCAGCACGCUUAAACUAUUCAGGUGGUUAAAACAGCAAAUAUAAAAUGAUGUGAGCAAAUAUAAUUUUUUUUUUAAUUUGGACAUAAUGGACGUUUACUUACUUACUUUACUGGCGUAGACACCGCCUACGCGAUAUUAACCGAAUUCGUAACAUCACGCUAUUCAUUCCUUUUUCUCGAUGCUUGGCACCAAUUGAAGAUACCAAGUGAAGCCAGAUCCUUCUCUUACUGGUCUUUCCAACAGAGUAGAAGUCUCCCCCUGCAGAACGUAGUUAUUGCAAUGUACCACCGUUUGUUCCCGAAUCGAUGAAAUUUUCACCACCAAUAUAUGAAAUAAAAGUCAGAAAGAGACUGCCCAAGAACUUUUAAAUUUCAGCAGUCGAAUACCGAAGGUGAAAAAAUUCCGAAAACACCUGAUAUUUGGAAAACACAUGAAAAGACGACACCAAAACCGACAGGUAGUAUUUCGUUGAAAACUUGCGAGCUUCACUUAGAAAAAAAUCUCCAUACGCAAGUACAGAAAAUCAAGCCUUUUCUGGUGGUAUGUUUUCGCCAAAUACAUUGACUAACACAGCUUUACACCAAUGUUAAAUACAGAUGAUCCUAUCGAGCUCUCUGAUGAUUCCAUUGAAUGCUCGUCAACAACAGUGCAUGAUAUGCUACCUUCAAAUAAUCGUAAAGAAUUAAAUCUUCUUUUUCCUCAAAGGGAAGAUUACAUGUCUAUAUCUCUAUUCCAACGGAUAAUCUACCUCAAUUACAUCUGCUAAGUACGGAGAAAGGUGGCGUUGGUAAAUUAGCAGGUGGAUCCGAUUUAAUACCUCUUAUAUCAACUGGUUCGGCAUAUUCUUCGAAAACCAUACCCUCAACCAGUUUAACAGCUACCGUCGCAUCUUCAUUCUCUUUAUCAAAAGCAGACAUUUACCCAUCUAAUGCAUUUGAGAAUUCGUUAUCAUCUACAAACAUAGAAGGUAACGAGGGUUUUUCGUUAAAUAUGGAACUACUGAGAAAAAAAAGAGGACAAAGUGAAAAAGAAAAA
Molecule: messenger RNA, 6369 nt
Organism: Ceratitis capitata (Mediterranean fruit fly)
Lineage: Eukaryota; Metazoa; Arthropoda; Insecta; Diptera; Tephritidae
Gene: Taf3
Product: transcription initiation factor TFIID subunit 3
Exons: 9
Coding region: 142-4980 (1612 amino acids)
Cellular component (GO): transcription factor TFIID complex
Molecular function (GO): protein heterodimerization activity
Source: RefSeq, a predicted model, not a curated record